AUGAGCACUAUGGGUGGCGUGCCCUUCCCAUGGCCCCCGAAGGCGUCCCCCAUUUGCUGUGCUGGCUCGUCCCUCGGUCUCCGAGAACCCAAGAACCCCCACGCUUCAGCUCCCUCAUCCUUCGCAUCUCGGACCCGCGCCGCCCUCGCGCAAUGGCCAAGUAAUCCUGGACACUUUCUCCCCGUCAAUGAACAUGGCAGCUUCGCAUUUGAUCGCGUCCUGAAGACUGGGAAAGUAUUCCGCCGCGUCAAACACAAACAUGUCUUCCGCGCCUCCUGGAAAUCUGCCUAUCUCGUCCUGCGCCCGAACCUCCUCUCCGUCUACAAGGAUGAAGAGACCACUCGGCUCCGCGUCUCAAUUACCCUCUCCGAGGUGACGGCCGUCGCAACAGUCAAAACGCCUCGCUCUACCCGCAAGCACGUCUUCGGAAUCUUCACCCCGUCCAAAAACUACCGAUUCGAAGCCCCCUCCGAGCGCGAUGCCGAGGACUGGAUCGACCGGAUCCGCGCCGAGACCCCGAGAGACGAGGACGACCAAGCCUUCCUGGCCCUAUCGCACAAGCGAGAGCCCCCAACUAUCCAAAGACAAUUCGUCGAUGACACGACCGACCAUUCCGACCAGGAUGCAAUUGCCCGCGCCAGUUCUCCCGAACUAGGGCGCGCCUUAUCGCCGGACUACUCAGGGAAUGAGAUCACUUCCUAUUCAGAGCUCUCGGACGGACCACCUCCCACGCGAAGCAGCCGAUUGCGAUCCAUGCCCUCCAUUCACACCCUGUCCAUAUCCGCCCCCGAAGACAAGCCAGUCUCCUCGUCUCUACCGCGAGAUACGAGCCGGCAGUCGGAUCUAGGCAUUCUGCGGGAUCCGGAACGUGUUGUUUGUCAAGGAUAUCUACAAGGACUGCGAAUCAAGGGUACUGUGCGACAGUGGAAGCGGCUCUGGGUCGUGCUUCGACCCAAAACGCUAGCUUUUUACAAGGAUGAUCAGGAGUAUUCGGCUCUUAAAAUCAUAUCCAUGUCUCAAGUCAUUGAUGCCGCUGAGGUCGACCCGAUGUCACGAUCAAAGAGAUUCUGCUUGCAGCUCAUUGCCGAGGAAAAGACGUACCGGCUUUGUGCUCCGGACGAGGAAUCGCUCGCGCGUUGGCUCGGCGCGAUGAAGAGUAUCUUUGCAGCGCGCAAGAAGCUCGAAACGGCUCCAGCUGUCGCGGCGUGA
Messenger RNA from Penicillium cosmopolitanum, 1209 nucleotides. RefSeq names its product PH domain-containing protein. The record is from RefSeq and is a predicted model, not a curated record. Lineage: Eukaryota; Fungi; Ascomycota; Eurotiomycetes; Eurotiales; Aspergillaceae. The transcript is spliced from 3 exons. The coding region runs from base 1 to 1209 and encodes 402 amino acids.